GGCCGUGUCCUUCGGCGCUUUGUGCUCGUAUACGGUUUACCCCAGGCUGCCACACCCUAUCGACUUGCCAGCGAAUCAUCCAUGCGGCAGUCGUGGAGCCAGAACUCCAGCUACCCAAACUGCCGGGUCGUGAACAAUGAGGCCACACGAGCGGUUCCUUGUCCUUGUCCUUGUCCUCUUCGAAGCCGAAUCCUCAAGCUCAAGCCGAUGACCAUGUCUCGAAGCCCCCAACGUUGCUCGUUUCACGCCAGACGUUGCGUACCGUAUACGAUGAAAAGCCCGUUCGGAUGACUGUCAAAGGAUACGCACGCGACGCGCUCUCGACUUCUUUACUGAGUCUUUGUCGUUUAGGCCUCACUGUUGAACGGCUGCCCACCAACCUCCCAUGCCAAGACCCUUAACUGGCUGAAGGUUGUCACAGUUAUUUCUCGCCGUCGAAGGAAAAACUGACUGGUGGCGGCAGACGGUUUUCUCGUGGCGUUUCCCUGUCGAGUGGCAGCCUCAGCUUCUGCAGACCCUCAUCUCCCCAUCCUGUGAUCUACCAGCUACCCAGCCGUCCGGCUGAGGAAUCAUGACUAUCCAACCGGAAUCCUCAUCUCCGCACAACUCGGUGUAAGAUUUGUGGAGAUCUGCAUAGGACUACUGACCUGAAGUCGUAUCUCUAGUUCCUCGUGCAUGGACCGGCAUACGGCCAGACCAGUCUGCAGAAUCGUGGCCUCGCCGGCCUCGUCGGGGUUCGCGAUCCUAGUCUUUCGUGCAUACUGCAUACUUAUCAUAGCUCGUGCAUGUAUGUGCAUUGCCACAUGCACAAGUGGCUUCCGCACCAUUCGUCUAUUCUGGAUUUACCCUCUCGUUUCGAAUCAGCUCGUCUAGCCUCAUGGGGUUUUCAAAGGAGUCACCACUCGGGUGCUAGUACGUUACGGAGCCACGUUCUAGACCAUUCGUGUUUUAGCUGCCAAGCCUCACGGUCCCCGCGAAUCCAUCUCAGGUCUUCAGAGUAUGGGAAAUACUGCGGGGAGACACGAUCUCGGCCGACUUUUCAGAAAUAGUUCAUAAGUGCCGGGCUUCAUCGCGAUAUCUCGAUCAUAAUGAAGUUAUCCACCACUCUCAUCAUUCAUAGUCUGAUAUCUGGCAAACUGGUCUAGCCGACUCAGACAUACCUUCAUCAUGUAUUCGGCAAAGUCAAUCGUCUACGCGGCCUUGAGUGCUUCGGUCUCUCUCACAUCUGUACAAGCACAGGUUGCAGACUAUCCCUUCGACAUUAACGGAGCGUUCGAAGGUGCUUCUGCCAGCACAACAGAGUUCAACACCGGUGGCACCUUCAGGUGCAAUGGCCACGCCAUUACUGUACCAAAGAAUCUUCAAGUCACAUUUCCAGCGGCCUUCAUCCCUUUCAAGGAAUUUGUGGGCAGCAGUGGUGGCUAUACUGGCUACAACUGCGAGGUCACAGGCAAUGUUGUCAACGGGGUUCCCAUUGCUGCUCAGGUCUCAAUCGCCCAAACGCUUCUGAAUGGUGCCUCUGGUUUCGUUGAUAGCGUGAACACUGAUGGCCGGAUCAAGUUGACGGACGGAAGCACCAUCCGUAUCAACGAUCCUAACGCCAUCUACUCCGUUGGAUACACUUCCCAGCCUUUCUUCACUGCAGACGACGCCAAUCCAAGCAUCACCUCUUUCUCUGGCUUUCCCAUGUGCGUUCCGCGCAGCGCCACCGAUGCUCUCUGCCCUCAGUCCAACAGACCAGAUGUCACUCCUGGCGUUAAACAAGGACUUUUCAAAGCGCCUGAUGCCCUGGUCAUGGCUCCCAUUGUAGCUGGCGAUUUCGUGGAGUACUCUGGUGUUCAGUCUGGUAGCGAGAUCAUUGUCUACAACCUUGUCGUGAGCAAUGUCCAGAUUACGACCUCGGGCGCCCCGACGUAUAUCCGCAUGGAGGAUGCCAACAUCGGCGUUUGGACCGCCGACACAGUCAACCAAGAAAUCGCACAGACCAGAUUCGUCGGCUAUACAUCUGACUCUGCCGCAAAUGUCAAUCCCAUCAAGAUCUACGCCAUUGAGUACGACCCGUGCACUGGCGAGGCCGUCGAUCGUGAGAUCGCGGGUGUGAGCGUGCCCGGCACCGAGGUCCGCAACAAGUUUGAGUACCGCAUCAAGGCGACUCAAAACGACAACUACGCCCGCGAGUACCGCGUCGUCGCCGGCACCGGCACCGUGAAGACCAAGAACGGUAUCAUGGCCGGCCAAUAUGUCAUGCCUGUCUCGGAAUGGAUCCAGCCCGAAGACUCCGUCCCCGGUCGCCCUCCCAGCCCGCAUGACUUCCGCAGCUACGCCUUCUUGACCAAGGGACUGGGUCGCGAUGCCGAGGGCAACCUCUGGGGCCCGCUGAACCCCUUCCCCCAGACUGGUGCCACCCUCUACGACAACUCCAAGUGCCCUCCCGCUACCACCCCUACCACUGGCACCGGCACUGGCACUGGAACAGGUACUGGAACCGGCACAAGCACAACCCCUGCCACCGCUGCCAGCAGCUCCGCGGCGGCCGUCAAGUACAAGGAUGUCGUGACGAUGCCCACCUUCAACUGGGUCUCAUCCCAGAGCGGCACCCUCACCGUCGGCUGCCAGUCCAACAGCACCGACGAUGCCGCGGUCGCGAUGAAGCUGAGCUACACCAACAAGGACGGCACUACCACCGGCCUCGCCAUGACCUCCGGCGGCAAAGGUCUCUGGAACUUCAAUAGUAACAAGAUCAAGCAGCCCACAACUGGAACGGUCAUUUGCAAGAGCGGUCUUGGCGGCCAGGUAGCGCGCUGA
This is a messenger RNA of Colletotrichum scovillei, 2805 nucleotides long. RefSeq lists its product as uncharacterized. The record is from RefSeq and is a predicted model, not a curated record. The coding region runs from base 1168 to 2805 and encodes 545 amino acids. The transcript is spliced from 4 exons. NCBI's taxonomy places the organism in Eukaryota, Fungi, Ascomycota, Sordariomycetes, Glomerellales, Glomerellaceae.